Molecule: messenger RNA, 2726 nt
Organism: Salmo salar (Atlantic salmon)
Lineage: Eukaryota; Metazoa; Chordata; Actinopteri; Salmoniformes; Salmonidae
Product: transposase-like
Biological process (GO): DNA transposition; DNA integration
Molecular function (GO): DNA binding
Source: RefSeq, marked provisional
GCCAUCUUGUAAAGACACCCCUCCACAACAUGAGGGCCAAGGUAUGAGUGUUGACGAGGACAAGGCUGGAGAUCACUCUGUCAUGCUGAUUGAGUUCGACUAAGACUGGACGCUUCAAAAGGAGGGUGGUGUUUGGAAUCAUUGUUCUUCCUCUGUCAACCAUGGUUACCUGCAAGGAAACACGUGCUGUCAUCAUUGCUUUGCACAAAAAGGGCUUCACAGGCAAGGAUAUUGCUGCCAGGAAGAUUGCACCUGAGUCAACCAUUUAUCGGAUCAUCAAGAACUUCAAGGAGAGCGGUUCAAUUGUUGUGAAGAAGGCUUCAGGGCGCCCAAGAAAGUCCAGCAAGCGCCAGGACCGUCUCCUGAAGUUGAUUCAGCUGCAGGAUCGGGGAACCACCAGUACAGCGCUUGCUCAGGAAUGGCGACAGGCAGGUGUGAGUGCAUCUGCACGCACAGUGAGGCGAAGACUUUUGGAGGAUGGCCUGGUGUCAAGAAGGGCAGCAAAGAAGCCACUUCUCUCCAGGAAAAACAUCAGGGACAGACUGAUAUUCUGCAAAAGGUACAGGGAUUGGACUGCCGAGGACUGGGGUAAAGUAAUUUUCUCUGAUGAAUCCCCUUUCCAAUUGUUUGGGGCAUCUGGAAAAAAGCUUGUCCGGGGAAGAGGUGAGCGCUACCAUCAGUCCUUUGUCAUGCCAACAGUGAAGCAUCCUGAGACCAUUCAUGUGUGGGGUUGCUUCUCAGCCAAGGGAGUGGGCUCACUCACAAUUUUGUCUAGGAACACAGCAAUGAAUAAAGAAUGGUACCAACACAUCCUCCGAGAGCAACUUCUCCCAACCAUCCAGGAACAGUUUGGUGACGACCAAUGCCUUUUCCAGCAUGAUGGUGCACCUUGCCAUAAGGCAAAAGUGAUAACUAAGUGGCUCGGGGAACAAAACAUCGCUAUUUUGGGUCCAUGGCCAGGAAACUCCCCAGACCUUAAUCCCAUUGAGAACUUGUGGUCAACCCUCAAGAGGCGGGUGGACAAACAAAAACCCACAAAUUCUGACAAACUCCAAGCAUUGAUUAUGCAAGAAUGGGCUGCCAUCAGUCAGGAUGUGGCCCAGAAGUUAAUUGACAGCAUGCCAGGGCGGAUUGCAGAGAUCUUGAAAAAGGAGGGUCAAUACUGCAAAUUUUGACUCUUUGCAUCAACGUCAUUGGAGAAAGAAGCGUAUGCGCAGGCUGAAGCGCAAGAGGCGAAAGAUGAGGCAGAGGUCAAAAUAGACUGCCCCUUUACAAAACCAUGUCUGUGACCUUUCUCAUGGACACAACAUGGGACCAAGGAUCUCCCAAGUCUGAAACAAGACACAGGCCAAUGAGAGGCUACGAAGAGAUGGUGCUACUGUUGGUCAACCACCUGCCUGGGAGAUUUGAUAUGGGGACAUUCUUUACUCUUUUACAAAGCCAUCCCUACUCCAUUGCUUUUGUUUAUAUUUUCACAAAGUUUUUAGUUUAAAAUUAAAUUGACUCAAUAUUGAUUUGAAAUCUGAAACUGGGUUUAAAAAUGUUAAGAGGCCAUUAUUUCUCAUUAUGCCCAAUCAAGUUCAGUUGCAAAGAUUUGUAACGCUAACCUAGCUGAGGGGUAUCCUACGAAGCAGGUUCGAGUCAACUUUGAACUCGGGAUAACCAGUCAUACUGAAGUGGCUCACCUUUUUAGCUUGGUCAGUUUAAGGCAAUGAAUUCUUAAACUAACCUGCUCCCGAUCUCACUAAUUCCCAGAAUGAUUGAACUGUGAGUGGAGGCCUAAUCUGAUAACCCUCUUGCGAAGACUCAUAAUUUGAGGAAGACUGAUUAAAUGUUUUAUGACAUGACAGAAUGCAUGUGAAACUUAAUGCAAUGCAACACUGACUUACAAAUAAAUAUGGGGGGAUGCUUGUGCAUAAUGGUACGUUUUGGCUGCUUUGAUAGGCAUGAAUGUAUUCAAACGUUUAGCUAAUGUCAACUAGCUACUGUAGGCUAAUUCACCACUAGCUAACAAACUACAUACUAUAGCUAAGUGACAUGAGCUUGCAUAAUUUAAGGCUGAGGCUGUUUGGAUGUACUGACAAAUUCUCUAAAAUGAGGUGGCUUACGGUACAGAAAAAAACAUUCUCUGAUGUCUCUCCUGAGAUAUGAAGAGCUGUGAAAGCUGUCUGCAGAUGAGGUCACGGUGAAUGUCCCAAGUGACUGCUGGCACAUCCUUGUAUGUGUACAUGUUAGCAAAUGUUGUAUACGACAAUACAGUUAAACGUCACACAAAUUAUAGGUUACAAAGGUAUUACAACUGUAGCAGGCCAAUCCUUCUGCUGGGUGUGCAGGCUUCUGUUCCAGCCCAGCACUAACACACCUGAUUCAACUUAUCAAACCUAAUGAGGUGAUAAUGUGUAUUAUUGCUGGGCUGGAAUAGAAGUCUGCUCACCCAGUAGAUCAGGGAGUGGAGCAAGUUUGCCCACCUUUGGUAUGGAUAUUCUUGUUCACCCCAAAUGAUGCUUUAGUAAUAACAGCUGACUUACUAAGAUGUCUAAUAUUUACAAAUAAGUUUGAUUAUUGGUACAUUUUGAAAUGAUAUGUUGAUUCCUUCAAUGUUGAUUCAUUGAAGUGUUUAAACUUGUUUUAUUUGAUAACUUCAAAAACAUUAUUCAAGAUGAACCAGUGUCAAGAUUCAUUUUUAUCACAGAUCACAAUUCUGCAACAUAAAGGUGUGAAGGAGA